Rotaria sordida is the source of this 2893-nucleotide messenger RNA. Lineage: Eukaryota; Metazoa; Rotifera; Eurotatoria; Philodinida; Philodinidae. The record is from the annotation of a GenBank genome assembly.
AUGCCAAAAUUUGAUAUUAUUGAUGAUCAUUUUGGUGAACUAUUACGAGUUCAACUAACAACAGCUAUGGAUAUUGAAGAACAUACAUCCGAUCGAUAUGUACAUCUUAGUCAAGAACAAACAAUUAAUGAACAUUAUUCACCACGUACAAUAUCAUCUGAAAUAUCACCAUUACCAAUAUUAUCAAUGGAAAUAACAAUAAUUGCACCUGAAUCUAUAAUUAAUGCUGAAAAAUUAGCAAUGCCAAUGGAUACAUUAAUUCCAUUAAAUCAACAAUUACCAACAGAAGCAUCAGUACGAAUGAGAAUUGAUGAUCAAAAUGAAACAAAACAAAUGGAAAAAUUAUUAAAUAAAUCUAAAAUUGCACAAAGAAUAUUAACUAAUUCUGAUGAAUCUGAUGAUCUUGCUGAAGUACAUCGUACAGGUCAAGAAAUGGCUGUUCGACGAGGUCAAUCAAAUCGUAAACAUAUUAUAUGUUCAAAAUGUAAUAAAGGUUUCAAACGACUUGAUCAUCUUAAUGGUCAUAUGUUAACACAUGAAGAAGAAAAACCACAUAAAUGUCGUUUACCAAAUUGUAAUCGAACAUAUUGUGAUGCACGUUCAUUAAAACGACAUAUUGAAAAUACACAUCAAGAUAUUUUAGCUGCUAUACAUGAAGGUGGACAUAAUGAAUAUAAAAAAUUUUUACCUGAAAUAGCAUUUGUUAAAACAAAAAAUUUAUCAAUACAUAAUGAAUUUUCAAUUGAUUCUAUUGAUAGUAAUUCACCACGAUCAUUAAUUGAUAAUGAACAAUCAUUUAAUAAUCGAACAUCAACUGUAUCUAAACCUAUGACAACUUAUACAUUUGAUGGAGAAAAAUGUGUUGAACGUCAUAUUUGUAAAAGAUCAUUUAAAAAUGGUGCUGCACUUAAUGGUCAUAUGCGUUUACAUGGUGGAUUUAUUGAUAAACCAACAUCAUCAUCAUCACCUUUAAUUGAAAAUACAGAAAAAAAGAAACGUUUAUCAACAACAAUAAAACGAAAACGUAUUAAUUCUCCAUCAAUAUCAAUAAAAAUAAAAAAAGAAGAACAAGAUAUAUCAAUGAUUUCAACAACAAAUAAUAUUUAUCAAUCACAAUCAUCAUUUACAAAUUUAUCAUCAGGUUCAAAUAUUAUUUCAAAACAUUUAUAUAAUACAACAUUAUUAUCACCUGCACGUCCAUCAUCAUCAUCACCUAAUAAUUCAAUUUCAACAACACCAUUUUCUCAAUAUACAAUUAAAAAUCCUUUAAAUGUACAAUCAACAAUAAAACAAAAUCGAAUACCAACUUCAUUAUCUACACAUAUCAUUCAUCCAUCUCGAAUAAAUAUUCAAAAUGUAAUGAUACCACAUGAUCCAAUGGUAAAUCCACAAAUAUAUCUGAAUACAUCAUCACCAUUACAAUUGUAUGAUGAGAAAAUUAAAGAACCAUCAUCAUCUGAGAACUAUUCUCAACGUCUACAGACGAAUGGAAUGUCUUUGCAUCAUUCAUAUGUUGGAUCAUCAUCAUCAUAUCAAUCUCCAUCACAUAUUCCACAAUAUCCAAUACAUUCAUCAUCACCAUCAUCAUCAUCAUCAUCAAUUCCAACAAGUCUAUUAUAUCAUUUUCUUCCAAAUGUUGAACGAUUCAAACCAGAUUUUUGUCUUCCACAACAAAUAUCUUCAUCAUUAAAUGAAUCCGUUCGUUAUACACAAUCACCACACUUUGGUCAUUUACCUGUACAAAAUCCAACUUCAUUAAUGAUAAAUACACCAAUAACAUCACCAUAUUCAAAUCAAAGUACUAGUCAUAAUUCACCAUUAUCUCCAAACCAAAAGUGCAAUAAAGAUAAUCAUAAUAGGCAACUAUCACCAAAUACAUAUUCAACAUCUUCAUCAUGUUCAUCUUUAUCAUCAUUAAAUAUUAUGACAUCACAAAAACAAAUUCAAAAUACAAUGAAACAAGAAAUACAAGUUAAUAAUAAACAACAACAACAACAACAACAAAUUAAUAUUGAAAAUCAAACAUCACCAUUAGCAGUACUUGAAAUUGUUCCUGAUAUUGAUAGUCCAAUAAAAACAAAAACAACAUCAGCUUUUCUUAUUGGUACACCAUCAUCAUCAACUGGUACAAAUUCAUCAUCUUCAUCAACAUCGAUUAAUACACAUUUUAAUUAUGAUAAUAUUCAACAAAUAAAAAGAUCUGAACCUACGCCAAGUUCAUUUUAUUGGCCAUCACAAUUACGUAGACAAUUAAGUCUUAAUGUUACAAAUAAAACAUUAGAUCCACUUCCAUCAACACCAUAUACACCACCACCAAUGCUUAGUCCAUUUCGAAAAGGUCCUGGUCUUUAUUAUCGUGUUUUUUCUCAUCCAGGUACAUCAACAGAACCAUCAUCAAUACCAACAACACCACUACCACCAUAUACACCUAUUGGUGAAGAAUCAGCAGGUCCAAAAAUUAAUAUUGGUAAAGAAUAUCAAGCAAUUAUUCCAAAAUGUCGUACAAAAUUACAAGAUGAUGAUGAUGAAGGUUCGUAUAGUAAAUAUCAAAUUGAUAAUAUGCGAAUUACUAGUUCUUUUCUUGUUUCUCAUUAUCGAAAGAAUAAAAACUAAUAAUUGUGUAUCCGUUGACCUUUAGAGCUGAGUUAUGGUCGUGGACUCGAAUUCAUUUAUGAUUUUCUUAAAUCUCAUAUGAAUAUAUUCGUUCAUUAGUCAGAGAAAGAAAUUUCAAGGAUAGUUAAAAUUUGAUUGAUACGUCAGAUUUUACUUCCUAUAAAAUGCUGUAAUUAGUAUUUAUAAUAUUUUUAUUAGUUCAUAAUUGAUGCUAAUUGUUUUUUUUUGUUGUGGUAAUUGCUGAUGAAUUAUUAUUUUCACCAACAGAAUUAUUAUAUCU